Rhagoletis zephyria (snowberry fruit fly) is the source of this 1053-nucleotide messenger RNA. Lineage: Eukaryota; Metazoa; Arthropoda; Insecta; Diptera; Tephritidae. The record is from RefSeq and is a predicted model, not a curated record.
AUGACCGAGGACUGCAAGAAGCUGCUCGAACUCCUUGGACUGCCUGUUGUCCAAGCACCUUCGGAGGCUGAAGCUCAGUGCGCUCAGCUGUGCAAGGAGGGGCUCGUCUAUGCUGCGGCCACCGAGGACAUGGACGCCCUCACCUUUGGGUGCCCCCGCUUGGUUCGAAACCUCACUUCGGCUAACAAUGAAAAGGUCAAAGAGCUGCUGGUUGAAAAGAUCCUCAACGGCCUUGGCCUUACUCAAGAGCAGUUCAUUGAUUUGAGUAUCCUGAUGGGCUGUGACUAUUGCUCCAACAUCAGAGGAAUUGGCGGCAAAAAGGGCCUUGAUUUAAUUCGCAAAUUUGACAACAUUGAGACCAUUUUGAAGGAAAAGUUUGGCAUCACUGAAUUCGUCGAAGUGGAGAUCGAGUACGAUGUUCGAGGGAAAAAGGAGGAAGUUAAAGAGGAAGAAUCGGCUGAGGGCGAAGUUAAGGAAGAUCAGGAAAAUGGUGAUCAAUCUAAGGAGAACAGUGAAGUCGAUUCUGAGAUUAAGCAAGAGGAGAACAAAGAGGAGAACGGGAUCAAAGGCGAAAGUGACGUUGAAAAAGAAGAGGAUGAAGAAUAUAAGGCGGAGGACAAUGAGGAAGAAGAGGAAGAGGAGGAGGAGGAGGAGAGCUCUUCAAAGAAGGCAAAGAAGCUAAAGAAGAAGGCCAUCUCCGUGCCUGAGAAUUGGCCAUUCAAAGGAGCCCGACAGCUGUUCAAAGAGCCGCUGGUGCACCGAAACCAGUACACUGAUGCCGAUCUGAAGAUGAAGGACAUUGAUGAGGAUGGCUUAGUGCAGUUCCUCUGCGGUGAGAAUGGCUUCAGCGAGGACCGUGUGCGCGCAGCCAUCAAACGAGCCAAGCUCUCAAAGGCUAAGAGCUCCCAAACUCGAAUUGACGCCUUCUUCAAGGUGAAGCCCUCAACUGCGCCGCCAGCAAGUGCCGCUAACAACAACAAAACCGCCGCUCAAAAGCGAAAUGGCACUUCGGGAAAGGGCAAAGGUGCCCCCUCAAAGCGUGGUCGUCGAUAG